Messenger RNA from Xyrichtys novacula (pearly razorfish), 7536 nucleotides. NCBI's taxonomy places the organism in Eukaryota, Metazoa, Chordata, Actinopteri, Labriformes, Labridae. The record is from the annotation of a GenBank genome assembly.
AUGCCCGGUGAAGCCACAGAAACGGUCCCCGUGACCGAGCAGGAGAUGCAGCAGCCUCAAGUGGAGACUGGUUCGUAUAUUUCAGCCUCUUACACACAUGCAUGUUACCCUGCAUAUCAAACAGGGUCCUGGAACUCUAAAAAGUGACUUAAAAACAGUCUUUAUCUGUAAAUUAAGAGGGACAGUACAGCAGGAUUUGUUGUUUAUUUGGUGGGGAUGCACAGUGUUGUCAGUAUAAUGUAGAUGUCAGCAUUAAAAGGCUUAAAAGCUAACUACUGCUAUUUAAAACACGCUGCUAUGAGCUUACAAUAUUGCCACACAUUGAUUUGUAUUUAUAUUUAUUGACACUGAAGAUGUUUGCAUUUGAUAUUGCAAAAUCCAACACUGUGCAUUCUCAGUAUUUGGUAUGGGGUGUUUACUCAGCUGGCUGGAAACUGAGUUGAUCCAACAGCUGGCAGUUAUUUUGACUGUCACUAGCCAUUAGACGGGACAGAUGUAAAUGUAGAAUGGUUUUUUGAGGUAUUUCGAUUGCUGGUCUGCCCCUCUAGUCUCCAAAGAGUAAUCCAGGACCCCUCUGUUUUAUUUACACAAACUCACAAUGGUGUGUGGUGAACUAGCACUGACAUUGGGAUUUAGCAAACAAUGCAUGGUGUUGAGUUUGGUUUUUCCCCCGUGCACAAUAAACUCACUGUGCAGACACUGUUAUUGAGUCAAAGCACAGAUCAGUCUUUGCUACAUUUAAACAUAAGCUUAAAUCAAAUUUUUAAUAUAUAUUUUAUCUAUAGUUGUAAGUAGAAGCAUGAACAAUUUUUAGAUGGUAUCUUAAAAUUGUCUUAAAGCUGAUAAAUAGGUGAUAACUUUAACUGUUUGGAAGUCAGCGCAAUUACUGUUAAGAUUUCCACACAUUUCUUUAUAUAAUUUUACAUAUUCUUUUGACCUUAGACAUCAACUUUCACCAGAAUACACUGAAGUGAUCCUCUUUAGGGAUCUCUUGGUAGGUGGAGGUGCAUGUUUAUGGGUGGGGCAGAGGAUUUCAACUGAUCAGAGGCAGACAGCUCCAGAAAAAUGGCUUCAGCUGUCAAGUUGCUGUCUUACCUCGCUGAUAUAGGUCUGCGUUCAGUUUUAGUCUGUAGUUGAUCUAUUUUUGAAGUUUUAAUUUUUUUCAGUGCCCCUGUAAGUUUAUCUGUUUUGGCUGAUGAAAGGCAAGAUCAAACUGCACAUUGAGCCUUGCUGCUAGUUUGCUAUGUGGGAGGACAUUGUUAAAGCUUUUGAUAAGUUACUGAACAGGGCUAACAAAGAAAAUGUUGCGCACUUACUUUGAGCUCAACAUCACAGUGCUCAUGUGAAAACAAACUUGAGUGAUGUGACUGCUGCCGCUUUUUUCCCUAGUAGUUUUAGACACUUCUCAAAUAAGGACAAGGUUUCAUCAGAGCCAAUGUAAAAAAUAACUGAUCAACACUCACAUUUUUAACCAGAGGCUUCCUCAAGGAAAGAUGGAAUUAAGAGUGUAGGUAAGGUUAAUCUUGUACCAAAAUGGUAAAAUAAAGUUAUUUCCACACUGUUUCACAGUGAUGAUGCUGAGAGGAAUUUAAGGAUACGCCCUGAUCUCUGCACACAACAUGCAGAGAGGUGCCAGAUCUGGUUUUGCUUGCUUCUGAGGUCGUGCUCCUAUUUGCUCCUUCCUGUCUCAGCCUUUGUGAUGCUGAUUUUUUUCAUUCAUAGUGUUGGGAGAACCGAUGUUUGUGAGGUCCUUUUUAGCAUCUAAACAACACAAAUGUUACAUUUCAGUCUUUUACAGGCAGCUAAACCUUCUGUUUGCCUUUACUAUUAACGGUGUCGAAUGUUGGUCUGAGUUUAGUGACUUUUUCUGUACCACCACAAUGUAGAGUUUAGGUCUCUGAAAUAAAAUUAAACAUUACUGUUAUUGGUUCUUGUUGCUGUGGUAUUGAGACAGGUUUUGAUAAAUAAAUAUUGAUUUUAUUGAUAUGAUAUUUGAGGUCUGGGGUUGGGGUUGUGCCAAGAAUUUAAAUUUUAGACUUUUUUUCGUGCAUUGUCUGCUGUCUCUGAAUAAUAGAGAUCUUUUGGCACAUAUCUCACACUAAACCACUGCAUGGAGAUGGGACACGGGUACCCUCUUGUCUUUAGGUGCACUUAACACUCUUAAUUUUUAACAUGGGCAAACCAAAAGUCACUUCCACGUCGCCAAACUUUUUCACACAUUCCUGGGUACCGUUCACGUGUGGAGCACUGUUUGGUUUGACUACACACUGAAAGUGAAUUUCUCCCAAAGAACUUCUGUGAUUUCCCCUCCUCUUGUGACUCCUGAUGCCUGUCCUUUACCAGCUGCAGUAUUGAGUUCUCCUCCUGAGACAGCUAAUCCUGCACUGAGCAAGACAACCCCUCCGGAGAACACCUCAGAAACCUCUGUUUCUGCUCAGGAGAUUGGCUCUUCAGAAGACACUAGCAUUCAGACUACUGUUGAUCAGUCGAAUGGGGAAGCAGUAAUCCAAGAAGUGGUGAAGCAGCUAGAGGAAACUUCACUAGAAGAGGUACCUGCUGAGCCAGCAGUUGCUCCAGCUGAUGCACCAGGUCCUGAAGAGCCUGUGCCUCCCUCUGAACCAGCAGUUGCUCCAGCUGAUGUACCAGUUCCUGAAGAGUCUGUGCCUGCAGUUUCUCCAGCUGAUGCACCACUUCCUGAAGAGUCUGUGCCUGCAGUUGCUCCAGCUGAUGCACCACUUCCUGAAGAGUCUGUGCCUGCAGUUUCUCCAGCUGAUGCACCAGUUCCUGAAGAGUCUGUGCCUGCAGUUGCUCCAGCUGAUGCACCAGUUUCUGAAGAGUCUGUGCCUGCAGUUUCUCCAGCUGAUGCACCAGUUCCUGAAGAGUCUGUGCCUUCUUCUGAACCAGCAGUUGCUCCAGCAGAAGCACCUAGUUCUGAGGAGCCAGCACCGCCCACUGAAGCUCCUGUGAUAUCUUCAGAAGAGCUGCAGGCUUCUGAAGCAGCCGCUCUUGUCCAAGAGGCAGUCGUUGCAGCCGAAGAAACAGCCGUCGAAGAAGUGAAACAGGUUUCUGUUGAAGAUGAGCCAGCAGCUGUGCCAGAAAAAAUCCCAGAUGGUCCAGCACAAUGUGCCCCUGAAGGUGUCAGUGUGGACACUGAAGUUCUGACGGCAACCGACGUUCUGAAGGCUGAGGUAAAAGAACAGACCAAUGUGGAAGUGGCUCAAGAAAAAGUGUUGCCUGCUGUCAACGAUGAUGCGGCUUCUCGAAACGAAAAACCCAACAAAGAAGAUCCGGUAACACUUCUCUCAAAAGCCAUUCAGUCAAAAGGAACCUCGAAAUGUGACGGCCCAACUCUUACCACUCACCACCUGUCAGGUUGGUUUAUCCCAUGUGAAAAAGAGGGGCUUCUUACUUUUACAUGCACCUCUUUGGUUGAAGGGGAACAGUUUUCUUUUUUAAUUCAAUUUCAGAUAAAGGGGUACCAUAUCAGACCGUUUUGCUUGUCCUGCUGACCGUGUCAGGGUGGACCCGGAUGUAUUCUGACCUUUAGAUUUUCCUUUAAAAAUGGAUGUUUAUAUCUGUUGUUUCACCUCCUCAUGUGAUAACUAAAUCAAUUACAGUUAUAUAAUGUAUUUUGGAAAAGUGUUGGCCAGUUUUGCCUUGAAGGGCUUGUAGAUGAAUUUGUGGACUUGGGUUUAGCUUUGAGUAAGUGGGAUAUUUUUGUUGUGUUGUGGUGACAUUCAUUUGAAUUCCUCCUUUACUUUUAGAGCAUUGUGAAUUAAUAUUGGAUGAUCUUUUUUGUUUGUGAGUAGUUAGUAUGCAUUUUGCAUCCGGAGUGGCGUAUUAAAUCAAUUUCGAGUUAGGCUGGUGUGUCCUUUUUGCUAACCUUCAUCUAGGAGAGUGCGCCUUGGUUUUUGAUCAUAUAACCCGCAUGAGUUCGACCUUCCCUUUCUCAUCUUAAAACUCAAAAGAAAUAUUUUUUUUGUUCAGCUACACCUCCUGCCCCAGCUCCCUCCCAGAAACCUGAAGCAGCUUCAGGUCCUGCAAAGCCCAAAGGCAAAGAUGCUAAAAGUGGCGAGGGUUCCUCUGCCCCAAAGGCUGUCCCUGCCAGAAGAAAACGCUCCUCCAUGUCCGCCUCUUCCUCUUCUCCCACCUCACCAAAAUCUGCUACCUCAACUACCCCCCUCUCACCUGUAGCAUCUCCCCUAGCGGCUUCCCCUGGCAGUGCUAAUCAGGCUAACCGCUUCGCCCCAAAGGUUGUCAAGGCUGGCAAACAAGGAAAAGCGAAGAAAGGAGAGGCUUUUGUGCCUGCUCCCGUCUCUGCACCCGCAGAGUGCAAGGUGACAGCAGCCGUUGAAACACUGGUAGAGGAAAAGCAAACUGUAGUUGCCCCAGUUGAGCCAAGCAAACCAGUUGCUGCAAAGCCUGUUGCAGCCCCAGCUGCUUUUAAAGUUACCUCAAAGCCUGCUGUGGCAGCUCCAGUUUCAUUUUCUGGUACCCUUGAUGCUAACCCUCUUAAACCUGUGGAAGCUAAGUCACCUACAACAAAAGCUGUUCCUGUUCUUGCUGCUGUAGAUGAUGAGCUUCCCCCGCUUAUCCCUCCAGAGAAGUCUAUGAAAAUGCCAGUGAUUGUACCCCCUGUUGAAAGCAGCAAGCCGGUAAUAAGUGCUCCUGCUGAAGGUGCUAAAGUGAUUGCUGAAGCUCCAGCUCCAGCUGUUGAGGCUGUGAAAGCAGCUCCCACUGAGGCCCCUAGAGUCAAGUUUGCCCCUGUCGAGGUUCCCAAGCCAGUUGUUGCAGAGGCCAAACCUGCUCCCAUCAAAGCUGUGAAACCAAUGGCUGAGGUCAAAAAGGCUCCUGUUGAGGCCCCUAAGCCAAUUGUGGCAGAAACCAAGCCUGCUCCAGUCGAGGCUCCUAAGCCAGUUGUUGCAGAGGCAAAACCUGCACCAGUCCAGGCUCCCAAGCCAAUUGUGGCAGAGGCCAAACCUGCCCCAGUCCAGGCUCCCAAGCCAAUUGUGGCAGAGGCCAAACCUGCUCCAGUUGAGGCCCCUAAGCCAAUUGUUGCAGAGGUCAAACCUGCUCCAGUCGAGGCUCCCAAGCCAAUUGUUGCAGAGGCCAAACCUGCUCCAGUCGAGGCUCCCAAGCCAAUUGUUGCAGAGGCCAAACCUGCCCCAGUCGAGGCUCCCAAGCCAAUUGUUGCAGAGGCCAAACCUGCCCCAGUCGAGGCUCCCAAGCCAAUUGUUGCAGAGGCCAAACCUGCCCCUGUCAAAGCUGAUAAGCCAGUCACAGAGGCCAAACCUGCUCCAGUUGAGGUUCCUAAACCAGCUGCUCCUGAGGCCAUUAAGCCAGCCCCAGUGAAGGUUGCUGAGCCAGUUACCAAGACUGAGCCAGCUAAGGUCAAGGCUGCACCUGCUGAGGCUGCCAAGCCCACCAAACCAGCAGCUGAGCCUUUGCCUGCCCCAUCCAAACCCACUCCCGUUGAGCCUGCUGCUCCUGCCCCAGCCCCACGUAAGCUCACAUUUGCUGAGGCAUUAGCGACACCUGCUCCAGUUAAACCCGAGGUAGAGGUAAUCAAUAAAACUGCUGAGCCUGUCUCAGCACCCAAACCCGCCCCCACUCCAGCUAAAACCCCAGCCAAGGUGGAGACUGUGAUCAAGAACGACAAGGGUAUUUCCGUCUUUCUCUUUCUUUGUGUGUCUUCUGUUUUUUCCAACUGUUCCUCUUCUGCAGGACCUGAUGCUCAGACAUAUUUGUAAAAACAAAAUUGGGUUGCCUAGUAAACAUGAGAGACUUUGAAUUGCAAAUUGUUCUCAUAGCUUAAAUGUGCUGGUGAGUUUUUAGCAUGAAUGAAGAUGUUAAGUUGUGCAAUGUGGCACUGGUUAGGAGGUGGGUAUUGAAUUUGGUGCUUCAUUUAAGGAAAACUUGGUUAUUGCAGCUUACUUAGUCAGCUUUUGAGUUGGGUUUAGUUCAGCUCAGGUAACAGACAUGGUAUUUUUGAGUCAAAGUUAACUAACCAAAUUUUUGUUCCCCAGGAAUGAUGCAGCACAUUUUACUUACAAGCAACUGUCCAGAAAUGUAACAGGUGGCAUUUUGUGACUAAAGUUGGUUUCUGUGACUGAUUUCUUCAGGAUCCGGCACUGAGUCAGACAGCGAUGACUCAGUCCCUGAGCUGGAGGAACAGGACUCUGCACAGACACAGACACAGCAAGCUCAGGUGAGAGUUCACUCUGAUCUUUAAUACUGUGUCCAUCAUUGACUUUAAGUGAAUCAGACUAGAGCCCAACAUGUGCUGUAAAUGUUAAGCAUUUGGGCAGACGCUCUUCUGUGAUGAUUAACACAGUGACUUUCGUUCUUCUGAGUCAACUGAAGCCAUCCUUUCUGUCCUGAGAAGAGAAAAUGAGAACACAAUGAUCAGCAGUUUUUUUAUUAGUUCAUGAUUAGAUUGUCUUGAUUCCUUUAACAUAAAAUAUUGAUGUCUGUUGUAGCUUGCAGCAGCUGCUGAAAUAGAUGAGGAACCUGUCAGCAAAGCCAAACAGAGCCGCAGUGAAAAGAAAGCACGAAAGGUAAUUAUCUCACUAAUGUCUUUAACUCUUUCGUUGAUUUCUGUGAUUGAAAAAAUUGCCACAAUUAUAAACCUUACACUUUUUUCUUCUCACAGGCAAUGUCAAAGCUUGGUCUCAGGCAGGUAACAGGGGUCACCAGGGUCACCAUUCGCAAAUCAAAGAACAUCCUGUUCGUCAUUACCAAACCAGACGUCUACAAGAGCCCUGCAUCAGACACAUACAUUGUUUUCGGUGAAGCUAAGGUAUGUCCGAGAACGUCAGCCACAAUGAUGCAUGUCCUAACAUGUCUACUCUAAUCUUUUUAUGAGGGUGCAGGAUACCGACAUGGUCAUGUUAGUGAUGUAAGGAUAGUAGAAGUGUCCUCAUUUUCAUUUUCCAUUCUGUCCUGCCGUAGAUUGAAGAUCUUUCCCAGCAAGCCCAGCUGGCAGCCGCAGAGAAGUUCAAGGUACAGGGAGAAGCUGUAUCAAAUAUCCAGGAAAACACACAGACGCCAACAGUACAGGAGGAGAGCGAAGAAGAAGAGGUAUGAUGUGACAUUGGGCAUGGAACAAUGGGAAAUACUCUGGCCCUGUUUGAAUCCCGUUGGCUGUAAUGGUUCUCUUUUGUCUUCUACCAGGUUGAUGAGACCGGAGUUGAGGUUAAGGAUAUUGAACUCGUCAUGUCGCAAGCCAACGUGUCGCGGGCGAAGGCUGUACGCGCCCUGAAAAACAACAACAACGACAUCGUCAAUGCUAUUAUGGUAAGACACCAGAAUCUUUACCAAUGGUUGUACAUGUUUUUAUAUAUCUUAGUAGAUUGAUGUAAAUGAAAACCUCUUCUGUGAUGAUUAACACAGUGACUUUCGUUCUUCUGAGUAUACUGAAGCCAUCCUUUCUGUCCUGAGAAGAGAAAACUUAGUUUGAAUGAAGGAGGGAACUUCUUUGCACAUUAUUUUAACUCGACACUUUUUCUGCUCUUUUCACAGGAGUUGACAAUGUAA